AUGGUCUCAACUCGCAACCAACGCAAAGCUUCUGGAGAAGAACUUUUAGGUCCUUUGCUCGUACACCGAAAGCCAAGGUCCAAGAGAGACAAUAUGACUGGAGAAAACAAACAGGAUACAUCUAGUGAUGGCGAUCGCAUCACUAAACUUGAGCAACAAGUUGAAAACUUGUCUGCAUCAAUCCUUAAACUCGUGGAGAGUUUGAAGACUGGAAAAUCUUCACGUCCAUCAACUUCAUCUGAGCCUGAUCAAAAGCUCAAGAAAAAGGUUGUUGAGGAUAGCGAAGAUGAAGACGACAUACAAGCUGAUCCAACGAAAAAGGAAGCUGAAUCAGGUGACAAUAAAAAUUCUAUUGAUACCUUAAAGAUUGAUUUUAAGGUUGACAUCCCUAUUUAUAAAGGAGAUAUUGAUCCUGAAAAGCUAGAUAACUGGAUAGACACAUUAGAAACUUAUUUCACAGUUUAUAAGUAUUCUAAUGUGCAAAAAAUAAAAUAUGCGAGUUUGAAACUUUCAAGCCAUGCCCUUACAUGGUGGAAGUCCUAUCAGAGACGGUAUGAUGUCUCAGAAUUGACUUGGAAGAACUUCAAGAAGCUUUUGAGAAAACAAUUUUAUCCAGUUGGCUAUGAAGAUGAAAGAUGGUAUAAGUGGCAACACUUCAGACAAAGAUUUGGGCAGCCUGUACAAGAGUAUACAACAGAGUUCCACAACCAAGCUAUGGUUCUGGACAUUGACGUUGACGACUACGACGUUUUCAUGAAGUAUACCGGAGGUCUUGCCGACUACAUACGGAAAGAACUAAAAUUGUUCACCGUAGAUACUAUUGAAGAUGCUACUGUGAAGGCCAUAGCCAUUGAGGCAAAAAAUAAAAGAACUGACAAGAAGGAUGACAUAUCAAAACCUGUCAACAAAACUGACUGGCAGAAAAAGGGGAAGCAGAGCAAGGAAGGUCAGACACAGAAUGUCUACUGUGAUCACUGUCAAACCAACAGACAUGCCAAAGACAAGUGCUGGAUACUCCAUCCAGAGUUACGGCCAAAGCGCGAGAAAAACAACCAGGGGAGAAAUGACAGAAAAGCCACAUUAACUGCACAACGGGCAGAAGAGCUUCCAAAGUUGAAGCAACCUGAUGUUACACUUACCCUUAUGACAAGACCAGCAGAUACUGAAGACACGUACAACCGUGAAGAGCUGUUUCAUGUGAAUAUCCAGGUGAAGCAAAGUGUUGUACAAGCUAUUAUUGACCCUGGAAGUCAGAAAAACCUGAUUUCAGAGGCUUUAGUAAGAACAGUGGGUUUAAACACCACACCACAUCCUAAGCCGUACCCGUUAGGAUGGAUUCAGAAGGAUGUUGACUUACAGAUCACGAAGCAAUGUACCUUCAAAUUUGCUAUCACCAAUCGAUAUAUCGAUGAGGUGACAUGUGAGGUGGUUCCUUUGGAUGUUUGCCAAGUCAUAUUAGGUAGUCCAUAUUUAUGGGACCGAGAUGCCAUCCAUUAUCGAAGGCUUCGCAAGUAUCGACUUGUGAAAGAUGGGAAGGAGUUCCACAUCAACGCUUGCAAGCCUCAAGCUACAAAUAAUUUGCUUACAGAUAAUUUGCUGACAGCUAACCAAGCCAAGAGGUUAGUCAAUUCAUGUGGGCGAUUCGUUUUGUUGAUGAUUCGACCGCAAGAUCAGAGUUCUAGAGCUGUGACAUUGUCUACAUUGUCUUUAUCUCCUGCACAAUGCUCAGACAUAGGGAAAUUACAGGAAAAGUUCAAGGACUUAUUUCAUGAUGUGCAGGGUUUGCCACAACGGAGAGCUGUGGAGCAUGAGAUCCAGUUGGUAGGAGAUUCACCUCUACCAAACUUGGGUUUGUAUCGUACUUCUGUGACGGAAUCUGACGAGAUCAAGAAGCAAAUUCAAGGACUUCUUGAACAAGGAGUCAUCAAACCCAGCUGCUCACCAUGUGGUUCGCCAGUGUUACUUGUGCCUAAGAAAGACGGAGACUGGCGUAUGUGUGUAGAUUAUAGGGCACUCAACAAAAUAACCAUUAAGAAUCGGUAUCCAUUGCCGAGGAUUGAUGACCUACUAGAUCAACUACAUGGUGCACGCUACUUCACUAAGCUUGAUCUCAAAUCUGGCUAUCACCAAGUCCGCAUCCAUGACGAAGAUACUUGGAAAACUGCAUUCAAAACAAAGCAGGGACUAUUCGAGUGGUUAGUCAUGCCAUUCGGAUUAUGCAAUGCUCCAGCUACCUUCAUGCGAUUGAUGAAUGAGGUACUCCGCCCUUUCAUUGACGACUUCGUCAUUGUAUACUUAGAUGACAUUCUUAUAUUUAGUGUCACAUGGGAGGAACAUCUUCAUCAUAUUGCUCAAGUUUUGGAGGUUCUACGAACAAAUCAGUUACAGUUAAAUGGUAAGAAGUGUGAAUUUGGGAAACAACACCUUGUAUACCUGGGAUUCAUUGUUGGUGCAGGAGAACUGAAAGUGGACCUAGAGAAAGUGCAGGUGAUUUCUCAAUGGCCUAUUUCCCCAAACACACCCUUACAUUCUCUAACAAAGGCCAAUCAAAAAUUUGAAUGGUCGAGAAACCAUGAGGAAUCUUUCCAGUUGUUGAAACGGAAGAUUACAGAGGCCCCAGUAUUAGCAUUACCGAAUUUGCAGAGACCAUUUGAAGUGGAAGCAGAUGCAUCGAACUAUGCUAUGGGAGCCGUAUUAUUUCAAGAUGGGAAACCAGUUGCAUACCAUUCUGAGAUGUUUAGUGGACCGGUAUUGAAUUAUCCGACUUAUGACAAGGAGUUGUAUGCAAUGCAUCAAGCAGUGAAGCAUUGGAGAGCUUACUUGUUGGGAAAAGAAGUCGUAGUUCACUCAGAUCAUAAACCUCUUCAGUUUUUAACUACACAGUCUAAGUUACAGCAAGCUCGCCAUAUGAAAUGGAUGUCUUACCUACAACAAUUCAGUAUUGUGAUAAAGUACAAGAAGGGAGCAACUAAUAAGUUGGCAGAUAUGUUAUCUAGACCACCUACACCAGUUAGUUCCGCAUUGCUGGUGGCUAUGAAAAUCCAACCCAUUGUUCCUUCUGAAUAUGCCAAAGGGUACGACACAGAUGCUGAUUUCAACUCAGCCUAUGCCAAGCUGGAACAAGGAAAGACUAGUGAGUUUCAAUUGAAAGAUGGACUAAUGUAUAAGGGAACACAAUUGUGCAUUCCAGAAGAUGGUGACAGAUUGCAAUGGAUUCGUGAGGCUCAUACUUCUAAAGUAGCAGGGCAUUUUGGAGUUGAGAAGACUUUAUUGAAUCUUCGUCGCUAUGUGUAUUGGCCAAAGAUGCAUCUCGAUGUUUCACGAUACAUUCGAGGUUGUGUUCUAUGCAACACAUCGAAGCCUUCCAACAGGAAGUUAGGACUGUAUCUUCCAUUACCAGUACCUACUCGACCUUGGGAGAGUAUCUCGAUGGAUUUCUUAGGUGGCUUGCCUAAAACCAAGUCUGGAAAUGACUACUUGUUUGUGGUGGUAGAUCGUUUCAGUAAGAUGGUGAUUCUCAUUCCAUGCAAGAAGACCGUAACUGGAGAAGGAGCUGCUAAGUUAUUUUUCCAAUAUGUUUGGAAGCAUUUUGGCUUACCUACAUCAAUUAUUUCUGACAGAGACAGUCGAUUCUUAGGCCAUUUCUGGAGGUCGUUAUGGGGAAUGAUGGAUACUAGAUUGAAAAGAAGCACUGCAUUUCAUCCACAGACAGAUGGGCAAACGGAGGUCGUAAACCGGACUAUGGUACACUUGUUGAGGGGUUACAAUUCCAAGCAUCCGAAGACUUGGGAUGAAAGUCUCCCUUACUUACAGUUUGCUUUCAACCGAACAAUUCAUGGCUCUACACUCAAAUCUCCAUUUGAGCAACGAUAUAAAGCUCGCCAUGAUAAGCAUCGUGUGCCAUGUAACUUCAAAGAAGGUGACCUAGUAUGGUUACACCUUGGAAAGGAGCGGCUAACAGGUGAAGGCAAGAAACUGAAGCCUAUUCGUUAUGGACCGUUCAAGAUCAUCAAACAAAUUGGUGAUAAUGCCUUUCAACUUGAAUUACCACCAUACAUGCAUAUGUACUCGGUCAUCAAUGCCGAGAAUCUUAAGCUUUUUGAGCCAUCUCUACUUGAUGAUGAUCCCGACGAAGACAUUCGGCUUCCAUCAGUUGAUGACUUAAAAAUUGAACUAGAAGACCCUUUGCUGAAGGAUUGUAUCUUGGAGCAGAAGGUUCGUGAGACCCGACAUGGAAAGUAUGAGUAUUUUCGUAUUGGCAGUAAAGGGCAACUUCCCAGCAAAUCGAAAUGGUAUAUUCGAGACAAGGCUACUCAAGAAUUUCCACAUCUCACCAUUUAA
Molecule: messenger RNA, 4341 nt
Organism: Prunus armeniaca (apricot)
Lineage: Eukaryota; Viridiplantae; Streptophyta; Magnoliopsida; Rosales; Rosaceae
Source: the annotation of a GenBank genome assembly